Hibiscus syriacus is the source of this 3632-nucleotide messenger RNA. RefSeq names its product villin-2-like. The coding region runs from base 290 to 3214 and encodes 974 amino acids. Gene Ontology annotation, biological process: cytoskeleton organization; actin filament severing. Gene Ontology annotation, molecular function: actin filament binding. The transcript is spliced from 24 exons. The record is from RefSeq and is a predicted model, not a curated record. Lineage: Eukaryota; Viridiplantae; Streptophyta; Magnoliopsida; Malvales; Malvaceae.
CGGCUUUUAAGUUCCAACCACAAUUCAUUCAUUCAUAUUUCAGUUGCAAAUCUCGGAGAAGUCUGAGAAAAAUGAAUAUAUAAAGUUGGAGAGAUAAACAAUCAGCAGAACACAUGACGAUACCGUUGCAAUAAUUCACCUUUUUUUUUCUUUCCCAACAUCUUCCCUUUUAUUUUUAUUGGCCUACUCUGCUUACUCCAAGAGGGGGAGAGAUAUUUCUCAAGGUUGGAUUCUCAAGUUGAUCUAUUAUAUUUUUGCUUGAUAAAACUUCGAAAAAUAACUCUGAGAAAUGUCUAGCCCAGCAAAAGUUCAGGAUCCUGCAUUUCAAGGAGUGGGUCAAAAACCUGGGACUGAAAUCUGGCGUAUUGAGAAUUUUCAGCCAGUUCCGUUGCCAAAGUCUGACUAUGGAAAAUUCUUUAUGGGGGAUUCUUAUAUUGUCUUACAGACAACAUCUAGCAAGGGUGGUUCAUAUCUAUAUGAUAUACACUUCUGGAUUGGUAAAGAUACUAGUCAGGAUGAGGCUGGAACAGCUGCUAUCAAAACUAUUGAGCUGGAUUCAAUACUAGGAGGGCGUGCAGUGCAGCACAGGGAACUUCAAGGCCAUGAAUCUGACAAAUUUUUGUCAUACUUUAAACCUUGCAUUAUCCCAUUAGAAGGUGGCAUUGCUUCUGGAUUUAAUAAGGCAGAAGGAGAAGAGUUUGAAAAGCGGUUAUAUGUCUGCAAAGGAAAGCGAGUUGUCAGAUUGAAGAAGGUUCCUUUUGCUCGAUCUUCAUUGAAUCACGAUGAUGUAUUUAUCCUGGACACUCAGAAUAAGAUUUAUCAGUUCAAUGGUGCAAACUCUAAUAUUCAGGAAAGAGCAAAGGCAUUAGAGGUUAUUCAGUUCUUAAAGGAAAAGUAUCAUGAUGGAACGUGCAAUGUUGCAGUUGUUGAUGAUGGCAAAUUGGACACUGAGUCCGACUCUGGUGAGUUUUGGGUUCUGUUUGGUGGUUUUGCUCCACUAGGAAAGAAAGUUCACAGUGAAGAUGAUGCUAUUCCCGAGACUACUCCCGCUAAACUUUAUAGCAUAACUGAUGGUGAGGUGAAGAUCGUAGGAGGAGAAUUAUCAAAAGGCCUACUGGGAAACAACAAGUGCUAUAUACUAGACUGUGGUGCUGAGGUUUUUGUAUGGAUUGGACGGGUGACACAAGUAGAGGACAGAAAGGCUGCCUGUCAAGUUGCUGAGGACUUUGUUGGUGGCCAGAAAAGACCAAAAACAACCCGCAUUACCCGUGUUAUCCAAGGGUAUGAAAAUAAUUCAUUCAAGUCCAACUUUGAUUCUUGGCCGGUAGGGACCACAACUGUUGGUGCUGAGGAGGGAAGAGGAAAAGUAGCUGCUUUGCUGAAGCAACAAGGAGCUGGUGUCAAGGGGAUGACCAAAAGUGCUCCCGUAAAUGAAGAGGUUCCUCCUUUGCUUGAAGGCAGUGGAAAGAUGGAGGUAUGGUGCAUCUAUGGCAGUGCCAAGACACCAUUGCCAAAAGAGGAUGUUGGUAAAUUCUACAGUGGAGACUGCUACGUUGUGCUUUAUACCUACCACUGGGGUGAGAGGAAAGAAGAUUACUUCCUAUGCUGUUGGAUUGGAAAGGAUAGCAUUGAGGAGGACCAAAAGAUGGCUGCUCGGUUGGCUAAUACAAUGUUUAACUCGCUUAAGGGGAGGCCGGUUCAGGGUCGGGUGUUUGAAGGUAAAGAGCCGCCACAGUUCAUUGCACUUUUCCAACCUAUGGUGGUCCUUAAGGGUGGUCAAAGCACUGGUUAUAAAAAGAGUAUCGAAGACAAAGGCUUGACAGAUGAAACCUAUACUGCAGAUUGUGUUGCUCUAUUUCAAAUUUCAGGAACCGCUGUGCACAAUAAUAAAGCACUGCAAGUUGAUGCUGUGGCAACAUCAUUAAACUCAACUGAGUGUUUCCUCUUGCAAUCUGGAUCUUCAAUUUUUACUUGGCAUGGGAAUCAAAGCACUUUAGAACAGCAGCAAUUAGCUGCAAAAGUUGCAGAGUUUCUGAAGCCUGGAGGUUCUCUUAAACAUGCUAAAGAAGGAACAGAGAGCAAUGCCUUCUGGUCUGCACUUGGGGGGAAACAAAGUUAUACCAGCAAAAAGGCAUCUACAGAGACUGUCAGGGAUCCCCACUUGUUCACUUUCUCUCUAAAUAAAGGAAAGUUUGAGGUUGAGGAAGUUUACAAUUUCACUCAAGAUGAUCUCUUGACAGAAGACAUUUUGAUACUUGACACACAUGCUGAAGUGUUUGUUUGGGUUGGUCAAUCCGCGGACACCAAAGAAAAGCAAAAUGUUUUUGAAAUUUGCCAGAAAUAUAUAGACUUCGCUGUGUCUCUAGAUGGUUUGUCUCCGAAUGUUCCACUUUACAAAGUUUCUGAAGGAAACGAACCCUGCUUCUUCACAACAUUCUUUUCAUGGGAUUCCACCCGAGCCAUUGUGCAAGGAAACUCAUUCCAGAAAAAGGUGGCAUUGCUCUUUGGAGCUAGUCAUUCUGUAGAGGUCAAGUCCAAUGGAAACCAAGGGGGUCCCACUCAAAAGGCUUCAGCUUUAGCUGCCUUAUCUUCUGCAUUCAAUCCAUCUUCUGCCAAACCAACCCCAUCGUCCCAGGCUCGAUCCAAUGGAAAUAAUGGUGGUCCUACACAAAGAGCAUCAGCUCUAGCUGCCUUAUCAUCUGCAUUCAAUUCAUCAUCAGCAAGCAAAAAGUCAGCUCCAAAGCCUUCCAGCACGGGUCAGGGUUCACAAAGGGCAGCAGCUGUAGCUGCUCUUUCUGCAGUUCUUACUGCUGAAAAGAAGACGCAACUGCAGGAUGGAUCCCCUGCAAAAUCCACUAGCAGCACUCCUGCUGUAUCUACCCCACCAUCCGAAACAAAAAGUGAAGCAGACCCUUCUGAAGUUGAGAAUUCUAAGGAGGUUGCCAAAGCCAAGGAGACAAGUGUAGCACCUGAAACCAAUGGGGAGGAUUCAGAACCAAAGCAAAAGAUACAGCUGGAUGAGAAUGGUACAUAUAGUUAUGAGCAGCUGAAAGCCAUAUCUGGUUCUGCUGUAACCGGAAUCGAUCUCAAACGGAAAGAGACUUAUCUGUCGGAUAAGGAGUUCCAGAUGGUUUUCGGUAUGGAUAAAGAAUCAUUCUAUAGAUUACCAAAGUGGAAGCAAGACCUGAAGAAGAAGAAAGUUGAUCUAUUCUAAGAAUUCCAGCAAGUGAUUAUGUGCUUCAUCUGCAUUCUGACUAGCAAUCCGUCAUUUAUUUUGAUCUCGAAUUCUGUUCGGAAAAUUGUGUUGUCGAUGGUAUAUGGUUCCUGGAUUGGUAUGUCUUAGCAUCCAAGAUUUGAUCAUACGAUGUUGUCUAAAAGAGAUAUUUUUGGGGUUUUCUUUUUCCUACCUUCUCACGGUGAUCACACACAUGGUAGACAAGGACAGCUUUGGCAUGGCAUGCCAGCAUUCUUUCACUUGGUUUGCCAUGUAUCUCCAUAAUCUUUGUUUCUUAUUCAACUUUCAUUUAUUUUAUUUUCCGUUGUUUUGAUUUGUUAAAAGGAAGGUGAUGUAUAAGAUAUUGCAUUUGUAUUGAACUCCAAUAAAAGUAAUGAAAAUUCAUUGUUUGAGAACC